Molecule: messenger RNA, 1050 nt
Organism: Pyricularia oryzae 70-15
Lineage: Eukaryota; Fungi; Ascomycota; Sordariomycetes; Magnaporthales; Pyriculariaceae
Exons: 3
Coding region: 360-716 (118 amino acids)
Source: RefSeq, a predicted model, not a curated record
CCGUCAAUGUCCACAGUUGUUAAACGGACCCUAUGCUUUUUUUCUUCUCCUUUUUGAGAGCUUUCGUACGAAGUAUCUGCUUCUUCCAGGAUAGGUACUGCACGGUACUCUCCGAAUACAGGCCUUCGAAAAUCAAUCGGUUUACGAAAGCAAAUGAAGCUAAUUUUAGACAGCAGGCCAUCAGCCCUCAACAGCCACUAGUUGGAAAACCCCGUGCUUUCCAAACGACAUAGCCCAUUUGCUCAGUUGUGAUUGAUCUUCAUCUCUAGCCGACGGACGGAGGCAUCAAAUUAAAGUGAAUUUCACCGCAGUGCUGCCAAAGGCGGCCAUAUCAAAGAAGGCUCAGGGGUAGCAUCCAAAUGUUUUCAAACUCCAUUUUGAGGGCUCUCCGGAGUCCUCUAGUCACGAGCUUCAGGACCACGACCGUCUUUGGCCGGGCACAACCAUUUCGGAAAAUAAGAUAUUCAUCAUCUUCUUCUAAGCCGUCAUUGAGUGGAAACUUCUACAAGACGUUUGGAAGGCCGAUACUGAAAGUCGUGCUCUCUGCCAUGUUUGUCUACCAGGUCGCUUAUUACGGCUGGGUUAAGAUGGAGACGGAUGAGAUCACGCGGGACCGCGAAGCUGAGAUCGCCAAGCUGGAGGACACGCUCAGCUCAUUGUUUCAAGCGCCUGUCGAGUCACCCAAGGAUAUCACCAGCGCCGCAGAGAAGAGUUAAAGGCCUCAUUGUGGACGAAAUCUAUUCUUUUGUUGUGGAUUGCGUGUAAAACAUCACCCGGAAAGCACCAGUAAAACAACCAACUGCGUCUUUGUUCGGAUUCGAGCAUAAAAACGGCUUGAACGGGUACCACAAGUUGAAGUUACACCAAGCCCUGUCAUGGGAUAGCGGUGAAUGGGCAGGGUAGGGUUGUAACCGUAUUUGUAACACCACACAGUAUUAUUAGUCUGCAGACAGCUCCUACGAAUGUCGGAAAUCUUUGGCAGUGUGCCAAAGCUCAGAAGUUAUAUACUUACUACAUUCAAUUCGAUGAACUAUGGUCCUUGAUUCCUCA